AUGGUAGAGAUAUCGUUUCGGAGGGCCCGGAGGGUGCGUGUUUCAGAAGCACCUGCAGCAGUUUCAUCCACUCAACACAGGUCUUGUUGAGCAUCUGUAAUAUCUGACUGUUGUAUUUUACUGUACCAUACUACACUGAACAAAAAUAUAAACGCAACAUGUAAAGUGUUAGUCCCAUUUUUCAUGAGCUGAAAUAAAAGAUCCCAGAAAUGUUCCAUACGCACAAAAAGCUUAUUUCUCUCAAAUUUUGGCCACAAAUUUGUUUACAUCCCUGUUAGUGAGCAUUUUGCCUUUGCCAAGAUGAUCCAUCCACCUGACAGGUGUGGCAUAUAAAGAAGCUGAUUAAACAGCAUCAUCAUUACACAGGUGCACCUUGUGCUGGGGACAAUAAAAGGCCACUCUAAAAUGUGCAGUUUUGUCACACAACACAAUGCCACUGAUGUCUCAAGUUUUGAGGGAGCAUGCCUUUGGCAUGCUGACUGCAGGAAUGUCCACUAGAGCUGUUGCCAGAGAAUGUAAUGUUAAUUUCUACCAUACGCCGCCUCCAACGUCGUUUUAGAGAUACCUUGACGAGAUCCUGAGGCACGUGGUCGUGCCAUUCAUCCGCUGCCGUCACUUCAUGUUUCAGCAUGAUAAUGCACGGUCCCGUGUCGCAAGAAUUUGUACACAAUUCCUGGAAGUGGAACAAUUCCCAGUUCUUCCAUGGCCUGCAUACUCACCAGACUUGUCACCCAUUGAGCAUGUUUGGGAUGCUCUGGAUUGAUGUGUACAACAGCGUGUUCCAGUUCCCGCCAAUAUCCAGCAACUUCGCACAGCCAUUGAAGAGGAAUGGGACAACAUUCCACAGGCCUCAAUCAACAGCCUGAUCAACUCUAUGCGAAGGAGAUGUGUAGCGCUGCAUGAGGCAAAUGGUGGUCACACCAGAUACUGACUGGUUUUCUGAUCCACGCCCCAACUUUUAUUUUUAAGGUAUCUGUGACCAACAUAUGCAUAUCUGUAUUCCCAGUCGUGAAAUCCAUAGAUUAGGGCCUAAUUUAUUUAUUUCAAUUGACUGAUUUCCUUAUAUGAACUGUAACUCAAUCAAAUCUUUGAAAUUGUUGCAUGUUGCGUUUGUAUUUUUGUUCAAUGUAUAUGAUCACUGUGGUGGUUUUCGCUAGCCGGUGGAGGUACAGUAGAGUAGAUUAUUGUUGUUGACGUGAUUGUGCUCCAGCCUUCACGUAAAAGGAAAUGGAGUAUUGUCUAUUGCUGAGGCUCCGCCUUCUGCCAAGUCUGAGCUGGUGUUAGUGGACCAAGGUCAAUUGAAACCACAACGUUUUGAACCAACCACUUCUAAUGCCAGAAUCAAUUAACAUUAUGGUUGUUUGUAGCCCUCUGUUAAACACUGCUCUGCUCUUUGUGCUAAUAUUGUUUUCAGCUCUUCCAUGUGGCCUAUGUCCUCAUCAAGUUUGCCAACGCCCCUCGGCCUGACCUGUGGGUCCUGGAGCGCUCCCUGGACCAUGGGAAAUCGUAUGCUCCAUGGCAGUACUUUGCUCGUAAGUAUUACUGUUUUAUUUUCAAAUUCACACAUUUGUCUGUUACGCUGGUGCUUCUCAAGGCUCUUGGUUGGGUCUGGUAGUCAGCUUUUGCAGGACUUGAAAACUGUUGAAACAGUUAAACUGUUGAUAAAGGAGUUAUUGAACUAACGAGAUGACCUGUCGUCCGGUACAUGUGUUGAGAUUGUGUUGCUGCUUAAUGCAGCCUAUUGGGAAUUGGCAAACAUUACAGAUUGUGAUGAAAUACCUUCGAAGUGAAAAAGAUUUCUGAAGUCCAAUGAAAAAUGUGCUGUUCUCCAGAACUGUAAUCCUAAUACUUACCAUAAGUGCAAAGAGCUUGGUUUAUAAGUGACUUAUGAUCCAGUCAGUAGACCUGCCCUCUCCUAUAUACAGUGCAUUCGGAAAGUAUUCAGACCCCUUUACUUUUUCCACAUUUUGAUAGCGUUACAGUCAUAUUCUAAAAUGGAUUUAAAAAAAAUCCCUCAUCAAUCUACACACAAUACUCCGUAUUGACAAAGCAAAAACAGGUUUUUAGAAUUUUUUUAAGAUAAAAAAAAUUACAUAAAAAAAUUAAAUAUCACAUUUACAUAAGUAUUCAGACCCUUUACUCAGUACUUAGUUGAAUCACUCUUGGCAGCAAUUACAGCCUCGAGCCUUCUUAGGUAUGAUGCUACAAGCUUGGCACACCUGUAUUUGGGGAGUUCAUCCUAUUAUUUGCUGCAGAUCCUCUCAAGCUCUGUCAGGUUGGAUGGGGAGCGUCGCUGCACAGCGAUUUUCAGGUCUCUCCAGAGAUGUUCCAUCGGGUUCAAGUCCGGGCUCUGGCUGGGCCACUCAAGGACAUUCAGAGACUUGUCCCAAAGCCACUCCUGCGUUGUUUUGGCUGUGUGCUUAGGGUCGUUGUCCUGUUGGAAGGUGAACCUUCGCUCCCGUCUGAGGUCCUGAGCGCUCUGGAGCAGGUCGUCAUCAAGGAUCUCUCUGUACUUUGCUCCGUUCAUCUUUCCCUUGAUCCUGACUAGUCUCCCAGUCCCUGCCGCUGAAAAACAUCCCCACAGCAUGAUGCUGCCACCACUAUGCUUCACCGUAGGGAUGGUGCCAGGUUUCUUCCAGACGUGACAUUUGGCAUUCAGGCCAAAGAGUUCAAUUUUGGUUUCAUCAGACCAGAGAAUCUUGUUUCUCAUGGUCUGAGAGUCCUUUAGGUGCCUUUUGGCAAACUCCAAACGGGCUGUCAUGUGCCUUUUACUGAGGAGUGGCUUCCGUCUGGCCACUCUACCAUAAAGGCCUGAUUGGUGGAAUGCUGCAGAGAAGGUUGUCCUUCUGGAAUGUUCUCCCAUCUCCACAGAGGAACUCUGGAGCUCUGUCAGAAUGACUAUCAGGUUCUUGGUCACCUCCCUGAUCAAGGCCCUUCUCCCCGAAUUGCUCAGUUUGGCCGGGCGUUCAGCUCUAGGAAGAGUCUUGGUGGUUCCAAACUUCUUCCAUUUAAGAAUGAUGGAGGCCACUGUGUUCUUGGUGACCUUCAAUGCAGCAGAAAUAUUUUGGUACCCUUCCCCAGAUCUGUGCCUCAACACAAUACUGUCUCAGAGCUCAACGGACAAUAACUUCGACCUCAUGGCUUGGUUUUUGCUCUGACAUGUACUGUCAACUGUGAGACCUUAUAUAGACAGGUGUGUGCCUUUCCAAAUCAUGUCCAAUCAAUUGAAUUUACAACAGUUGGACUCUAAUCAAGUUGUAGAAAAUACUUUCUGAAUGCACCGUACCUCCUCAUACACACGCUCACCAGCCUGGUCUUAAAGUGAAGACAUGCCCAGUCCCUGUGAGGCACCUUUCCAGCAGAAACAGCUGUGCCUUAUAUCUCCUUUUGAAUUUCAUUUUAGGCUUUUCUUUGUCUUCUUCUCUCUCUCUCUCUCUCUCUCUCUCUCUCUCUCUCUCUCUCUCUCUCUCGCUCUCUCUCUCGCUCUCUCUCGCUCUCUCUCUCGCUCUCUCUCGCUCUCUCUCGAUUUCUCUCUCGCUCUCUCUUUCUUGAUCUCUCUCUCUCGCUCUCGCUCUCUCUCGAUUUCUCUCUCGCUCUCUCUUUCUUGAUCUCUCUCUCCCUUGAUCUCUCUCUUUCUUGAUCUCUCUCUCUCAAUCUCUCUCUCUUGAUCUCUCUCUCUCGCUCUUUCUCUCAAUCUCUCUCUCACGAUCUCUCUCUCUUGAUCUCUCUCUCUUGAUCUCUCUCUCUCUUAAUGUGUCUCUGGAAAAUCUAUACACUCCUGGCUCUCCUUAUUUUAUGGUCUUUGAUUCUUGGUAUUCAGUAGAUUUAUUUUCAAACAAAUGCCACCGAUUUUUUUACUUUUCUGGGAAUAGGCCUUCCAACAGACUAAACCCUUGGAGCCCUCUGAGAGAGUUUGAGCACUUUUCUGGCUUCUAUGUUCAUAACCAGAAAUAUGAAACACAUGAAUAUGGUAUAACUCAGUCAGUGGUUCGUAAUACUGCUCAAUGUCAAAGAGGAAUAAACCAUAUUGCAUUUAUUAUAUAUUAUGCUUGAAGUCGUCAUGCAGUUUCCCCACGAGUUGUUGCUGUCAUGUCGAUAAAUGAGAUCAGAUUGUCUUAUCAGUGGACAGGGUGCAAGUAGGUCAGAUAACCUAGUAUCCAUGUGUGGAAAGCAGCAGUAAGUAGAAGCUUGUAAAGGCUGCUUAAACAAUUGUUUUGCCAAAUCUGAUUUGAAAAGAGGUUACUGUACCUACCAUGCACAGGUUCAAAAUUUGACAUGUGAACAGGGUAAAAGAGGACACCAAGACAUUGAUGAAGCAUUUGAAUGUACUGCCAGAACAGAGCGCUACGAAGGGCCAGGGGGCUACAGUAAUCAGAAGGAAAAGAUGCAAAUGAGGAAAUUUGAUGAAGUCCCUUAGAAAAAUAACUUCACGGUUGGCCCCUUAUAAAGAGAUGAUAGUGGUUGACAUAUCACUCUGUUUGUUCUUUUCAGAUUCUAAAAGGGAGUGCAUUGAGAGGUUUGGCAAAGAACCAAAUGGACGCAUAGUCCGAGAUGACGACCAGAUCUGCACCACAGAGUACUCAAAGAUCGUUCCAUUGGAGAACGGAGAGGUGAGAAACUCACUGAAUGGGAACAUAUGAUUGUCACAAUGUUGAAUCCUGUAAAAUGUACCAAAAGACUACUACUUCUACAGAGUGAUGGGGAUAUUUGUGUCUGAGUAAUGUUGUUCUUGUCCAGAUUGUGGUGUCCCUGAUAAACGGUCGCCCGGGCUCCAAGAACUUCACCUAUUCUCCAGUGCUGAGAGAUUUCACCAAGGCCACCAACAUCCGCCUGCGCUUCCUCAGGACCAGCACUCUGUUGGGGCACCUCAUUUCCAAGGCCCAGAGGGACCCCACUGUCACACGCAGGGUGAGUCACACAACAGGCACCCAAUUCAGUUCAUUUAAUUUCAUUACAGUUCAGAUCAGUUCAAUUCAAUUUACUUCAACUUUAUUAACCCACUCAGGGGCAACAAGGAAUGCAUCGUCAGCAGAGCACAAACCCACAAUGACAUCGUCUCACACCAACCUGUUAUGUGUAGCCUACCUUCUGCCUCAUUGCCCGAUGUGACAAGAUGUAGCCCCCCCCUCAGCACCUUUCUGCUGACACAAACACACUGACGUGAUUUCUCUCUCGCUGCACAUUCCUUCCUCCUGGUCGGGGCUCCCUGCCAGAGCUGUCUGUCCAGUCUUCACCAGGGUAAUUCCUUCCACAUACAGAGAGAGAAUGUGAAGACUGGUCCAGACAGCUCCCUGGUGCUGCAGGAACAGGCUUCAGUAACACAGACCAGUGUUGGAUGACACACACACACACACACACACACACACACACACUCACACUCACUCACGUUUUUAGAGCAAAUGUGUACUGUAUGAGGCCAUUGUGAAUGCUGCAGUCAUCCAAGUGCAGCACAGAACCCAUCCAGGAAAGCUGUUCGCCAGUUAGUAUAUGAGAGCAUUGCCCCAGAAAAGAGACCCUAGGGUCCUGUAGAAGGUGGGCUGGCUUGACAGACAGACAGUCUAGGUGUCAGUUGCACAACUGAAUGCAUUCAACCGAAAUGUGUCUUCCACAUUUAACCCAACCCCUCUGAAUCAGAGAGGUGCAGGGGGUUGUCUUAAACGACAUCCACGUCAUCGCCCGGGGAGCAGUUGUUGUUAAUGGUUAACUGCCUUGCUCAAUCUGCCUUCCAGAUUUUUCCACCUUGCCGCCUCGAGGAUUCGAACCAGCGACCUUUCGGUUACUGGCCCAACACUUAACCGAUAGGCUACCUGCCACCAUAUACUGUAGGCUACCUGCCGUUGAAAUACUGUAUAAGAUAGGCAUACCUGUAUAACUCCAGCUUCAAUUAUGCUAGUGAGCGUCUGUGGCCUAGGGAUUGACUAAAACCAAAGAACCCAAUGUAACUCACCUCAGCUGCAUUGGCAGACUAUGUCUGGGUUUGUUUAGGUGAGGUUUAUAUGUAGUGUUUCUGAUAGAGCAGAUGGUUGUUAGUCUUGCUACAGUGUUCUGACGGUGUUGUUCCCUCUGUGCGUUGUUGACAGUAUUACUACAGCAUCAAAGACAUCAGUGUCGGGGGACGCUGCGUUUGUCACGGCCACGCGCAGGUGUGUGGAGGGCGUAACCAAGGCAACCCCAAUCGGUGAGUAGUGCACAUCUUUCAUACUUGUUUUUACCUGCUUCUUUGUUUACUGUUUCAUUCUCCACAAACAUAUACUUGUCUGUUGUUGUUUAUACUUACAGUUGAAUCCGUUAUCUUUCAUUCAUUCAUACUGUAGCCUAUUGGACGUAGGCCUGAAUUAUGUAUAUAAAAGUUCCACAAAACAAAAACAGAGGAUUCAUUGAGUAGUUCAGUAUGACGAAUCCUUACUUUAGUUUAUUUGUCAUUUACAGGGGUGAAUGGAUGUGUUGUGUUUAGUGGGUUGUAAAGCGUAUGGGGGAUGAGGUUAACUGAUUUUUAAAAAUGUUUUUAUUGAAUAGCACAGUGAUAGCAUCUGUGUCUGAGGUUGAAGAGAUUGCUGGGGAUUUGGUAGAAAGGAAAUUACUUCAUCUGUUUGUUUCCUGGCAUUGUCAUUGUAAAAGGCACCAGUUUAUUUUAGUUAUCCUGAUUAGUAGUGAUUGUGAGUUUGAUGUAAACUGUUGGCAAGAGGCCAAGAUGAUGUCCUUAUAGAGGUGAUGUAUUUUAUGGGCAAUGAAAAACAAUAAGGGUCAAUGACAUCAUACUGUAGUUUGACAGUGAAUGAUUAAUCUAACCAUUGUAAUGGCUUCAUUCACUUUGGAAUUGACUUUACUUCUUUUACACCUUGCAUCAAGGUCCAUCUAAAAUGGAUUCAGAUAUGUUUUUGAGUCUUGAGUGAACAGUCACCAGAUGCUUCUUAUUGAUGAUAUACUGUAGGCUACAAAACUCCCUCUCUUCAACUGAAAGUCAUAAACAUGAAAGAAUGAUGCAGGAAACCCAGUCCCUUCUUUUCUCCUCCUGUCUUUAGGCUGCAGUGCGAGUGCAAACACAACACCUGUGGUGAGUCAUGUGACCGCUGCUGUCCAGGGUUCAACCAGAAGCCAUGGCGUGCCGCUACGACAGACAGCCCCAACGAGUGCCAACGUGAGUACCACACUCCACCCUCCUCUCUUUGCCACCCUCACCCUCCUCUCUUUGCUUUCUGACUGACUGUCUGUGUGCCAAUGUGUUCCAAACCAAGCAGUACUGACCUGCACUGGUUACGCAUCCACCACAAUCCACCAUUGCUGGAACUGUGCUGGAAAGCACAAUGUGAAAAGAAAAUAACAGAGCCAGCACAGUUUGGUUGGGGGUUGGCAUGAUAGUGUGAAAAGGGCAGUGGGUGCAACUUUGGUUUUAGACGUGGGGGGGGGAGACAUCUUAUUUUUAAUUUUUUUCUGUCGGAUACACACUCCAAACAGCCUACCCGAACGCUUUGAGAUGUCCGCUUGGUCCUAAAGCACGCUGUUGCCUCGUUUUGUAUCACAUUCCAAUGAUAAAACUGGGGGGGACAAAAAUGCAAUUUCAGAAUGUCGGGGGGGACAUGUCCCCCGUUCCCAGUGAAAGUUGCGCCCCUGGAAAAGGGUAUAACUGUUCUCUGCUCUCUCCUUUGUCAUGAAUGUGUUUCAAUGACACUGCAUGAGAAAGUACAGCGCGAGAAAGUACAGCCACAGAAUGUCUUCAUUACGGUUCUCCCAUCAUCUCCUCUACCACAUUAGCUUCAGUGCUUAAUGCCCUGAUAUGGUGUUGGAACUAGGAAGACGCCUAAGCAAACUGUUAAGGGAAUUACUCAUGUGGUAUGUGUGUGAUGUACUGCACUGUAUGCAGUCUACUGUAGCUAGCACAGCACCGCUACUGCUGUCCUCUACAUAGCCAGUCAGCCAGUCAGUCCCAAUGCCAGCUGGUUCCUAAUUGCCCUGGCCUGUUGACAAGAUUUUUCCCUCCCGAGCCCAGAGUCGGAGAUGCUGAAACUCGAGCCUGCAACUCUACAACCGCAGAACAAGAGAGAGAGAUCGAAAGAGUGGAGAAGUCUGUAAUCCAAUCAGUGCACUCACGUACUAGAAAAUGCACCCUAACCAUUCAGAAACAUUAAUGAGGCAGAUUGAGGAGGAAGUAGAGGGUGUACUGUCCUGUUAUGGUUGACUAUAUACUGAGUGACUUUCUAGUGACUUUCUAGUCACAUCACUCUGCUUUAGGAAGAGAUAGUAACUAAAUAUACUGUAAGAUAUAAAAUACAGAACUUUCUCUUACCUGUCUCUGUGUGUCUGUUUUGUGUUUGUUUGUGUGUGUGUGUGUGUGUGUGUGUGUGUGUGAACGCGCGUGCCUCUGCUUCAUGUGUGUGUUUACUUGCUGACUGUUUCGGGGAUUUCUCCCACAGCAUGCCAGUGCCAUUCACAUGCCACAGAGUGUUAUUACGACCCAGAGGUGGAGCAGAGGAGAGCAAGUGUAGACACAUUCGGCAGGUACGACGGCGGAGGAGUGUGCAUCAACUGCCAG
This is a messenger RNA of Coregonus sp. 'balchen', 8530 nucleotides long. Lineage: Eukaryota; Metazoa; Chordata; Actinopteri; Salmoniformes; Salmonidae. The record is from the annotation of a GenBank genome assembly.